AUGACAAGCCGGCAGUGCCAAAUUUUAUUAUUUACGUUAGCGCACGUCUGUGUGAUAAGUUACGCACAGAAAAGAAGUGAUUGCGAAACAACAGCAGAAGGACCUGCUUCUUGUGUACCACUGUCGGAAUGCAGGUCCAUAAAGCAGUUACUUCAGAGAUCGAUAUUGUUCGGUAGUGAUCUUCAACGUCUCGAGGCCAGUCAAUGUGGUUUUCAUCAAGAUGAACCACUUGUAUGUUGUACCAGUCCUGCAACACGACCACCACAGAGCGCUCAGUCUACUGUCAAAGACAAAAAUUCACUUUUACCAAAGGCUCCCGACUGUGGAACACAGCUCAUCAAUCGCAUCGUGGGAGGAGAGCGAACACGUAUUACGGAUUUCCCCUGGACAGUCCGCAUUCAACAUUACGAUCGGCGUUACGAAGAAUAUGCGUUUCACUGUGGAGGUUCACUGAUCAACAAAAAAUAUGUGCUAACCGCUGCGCACUGCGUGUCUGGCAUCCCUGCCAGUUGGACCAUCAGCGCAGUUCGUCUUGGUGAGUGGGACGUUUUAUCAGAUCCGGAUUGCGUCAAUGAUGAUAACGAUUGCUUUGAUCCGGUCCAGGAUAUACAAGUAGAGAAGGUGAUUGUGCAUGAAAAACUCAUCAACACUCGGUUACAGGUGCACAAUGACAUAGCACUUUUGCGAUUGGCAAAGGAAGCCCGAAUGUCACAGACCGUUCAACCUAUUUGUUUACCUCUUAGUAAAGAAUUUGACACUCGUCGAUACGAUGGUAUAAAUAUGUUUGUCGCAGGCUGGGGGCAAACUGAACUGGAGACGAACAGUCGAUACAAGCUAGUAGUCGGUGUGAAAGGAGUAUCGCAACAACACUGCCGUAGGCAGUAUCUAACAGCGAACAUCGAUGAUCGGCAAAUCUGUGCCGGAGAGGAGAGCGGAAAAGAUUCCUGCAAGGGAGACUCCGGUGGACCUCUGAUGGACAUGGUCGUGUCGGAAAGUUCAGUCGUGUACUACCUGUCCGGGAUAGUUAGUUUCGGAAAACGGUGCGGAAUGAAGAAUGUUCCUGGAGUGUACACAAAGGUUAAUCGGUUCGGCGAGUGGAUUCUAGCAAAUCUCGAACCGUAA
Molecule: messenger RNA, 1122 nt
Organism: Wyeomyia smithii (pitcher-plant mosquito)
Lineage: Eukaryota; Metazoa; Arthropoda; Insecta; Diptera; Culicidae
Product: serine protease easter-like
Exons: 1
Coding region: 1-1122 (373 amino acids)
Biological process (GO): proteolysis
Molecular function (GO): serine-type endopeptidase activity
Source: RefSeq, a predicted model, not a curated record